Peromyscus californicus insignis is the source of this 535-nucleotide messenger RNA. Its product is annotated as lysozyme C-1-like. Gene Ontology annotation, molecular function: lysozyme activity. Lineage: Eukaryota; Metazoa; Chordata; Mammalia; Rodentia; Cricetidae. Bases 1 to 444 code for a protein of 147 amino acids. The record is from RefSeq and is a predicted model, not a curated record. Gene Ontology annotation, biological process: defense response to Gram-negative bacterium; defense response to Gram-positive bacterium. The transcript is spliced from 4 exons.
AUGAAGGCUCUCCUCUCUCUGGGGCUCCUCCUGCUUUCUGUCAGUGUCCAGGCCAAGGUCUUUGAGCAAUGUGAGUUCGCCAGAGUUAUGAAAAAACAUGGAAUGAAUGACUUCGAGGGAAUCAGCCUGGCCAACUGGGUGUGUUUGGCUCAGCAUGAAAGUCACUUAAACACAAAGCUUACAAAGAACUUUGGAGCCCGAGUCACCGUCUAUGGGAUAUUUCAGAUCAGUGGUGAACAUUGGUGUGAUGAUGGCAAAACGCCGAAACUGCCAAAUAAGUGUGGGAUGCCCUGCAGUGCUUUGCUCCAGGAUGACAUCACUCAAGCCAUACAAUGUGCAAAGAUAAUUGUGAAAAGUCCAGAAGGCAUGAAAGUAUGGUCGGCUUGGACAAGACAUUGUCAAAAAGAAGAUCUCACCCAGUACAUUAAAGACUGUGGAGUCUAACUGCUGUGUGCCUCCAUCUCAGCUCACUCUGUCUCUUUCUCACUAUAGAAGUAGUUAUAGGAAAGGUCACAUUUCCUUGGUUUCCCCUUCA